Messenger RNA from Paramormyrops kingsleyae, 3895 nucleotides. The record is from RefSeq and is a predicted model, not a curated record. Lineage: Eukaryota; Metazoa; Chordata; Actinopteri; Osteoglossiformes; Mormyridae.
AAGUACAGUAACAUGGUACACCAAGUAUAGUAGGAUACUAUUUUAUUUUAUUUUUUUAGAAGGGCACCCAUCAGAGAUAUUUUUCUCCAUCACCAAAGUACUCCUAACUUGAAAUGGCACUUUAGAGGGAACUUCACAAGUUUUUCUCCACUAGAUGGUUCUAUUCAUUAUAACCCUUUUUAAGACACAUUUUCUCAGGCACAACAUUAUGCUGUCUCACAUGAAGGCAUCCUAGGCAACACUCUAUUUUUUUUUUCCAUGUGAAGGGCAGCCAAUAGCACUUCAACGAUGUUUUUUCAACCAUGGUGUCACCUGGAGGGGGGAUUGGGAGGGGUCACCCCCUGAGUCCAGCAGUGAUUUUUGAUCAGGUGCAGCUCGCUCCAGCUCCUGAAACAUCAGGUCUCUCCCACGCCUCCCCCACCCUCCACCACUUAAAAGGCGAACCCCCAGCUCCCCCAUCCCGUAUGCUCCCACAGAAACUCAGCCCAAGUGGGAGAACACACAGGUGAAACAGGAGGAAUCAGCCUUGAGUUUCUCUGCCGUCGUGCCUCGCUUUACAGAAGCAGGGGCAGAACUUCUUCGCAUUGACACAGCAUGAAUCCUUCAGCCAACCGUUACCUGGUGUCCCGGCCCAUCUAUUCCAACCAGGAGUUUGAGCAGGACAACGAGCGUAACGUAGAGGAGAGUGCUACCUGGUGGGAGCGGCUUGGUAGGUCCUGCGGAUGCACAGAUAAGACAGCUCUGAGACUGCUUAAGCGAAUCUUCCCAGUCGUGGAUUGGAUCUCCAGAUACCCAGUCAGGGAGUGGCUGCUCAGUGAUGUCAUCUCUGGAGUCAGCACAGGGCUGGUGUGUAGCUUGCAGGGCUUGGCCUAUGCUCUGCUGGUGUCUGUGGUCCCUAUCUACGGGCUCUACUCCGCCUUCUUCCCCAUCCUCACCUACUUCCUGCUAGGAACUUCCAAGCACAUCUCAGUUGGACCAUUUCCAGUAACCUGCCUGAUGGUGGGCUCCAUGGUAUUGACUCUUGCCCCUGAUGACGACUUCCUGCUUCCUCUGAAUGACACCAAUAUGAACCGGACGACUAUAGACGUGGAGGCCAGGGAAGCACAAAGAAUUUUGGUAGCCAGUUCCAUGACAGUACUGAUUGGUUUGUUUCAGGUGGUAAUGGGGCUUCUGCAGGUGGGCUUCCUGGUGCGAUACCUGUCAGACCCUCUUGUUGGGGGAUUUACCACAGCUGCUGCCCUCCAUGUGCUCGUCUCCCAGAUGAAGACCAUCCUUUCUGUGCAAACCGGUAACCACAAUGGAGUCUUCUCCAUUGCAUAUAUACUGACUGAUGUAUUUAGAAACAUCAGGCAAACCAACGUGGCUGACCUUGUGGCAGGCCUGUUGACCAUCGUCAUAGUGAUGGUGGUGAAGGAAGUCAACACCAAAUUCCAGCACAAGAUCCCGGUAUCCAUUCCUAUUGAAGUCAUUGUGACCGUGAUUGCCACUGGGAUCUCCUAUGGAGUAAACCUGGACUCACGUUAUGGUGCCAGCAUUGUGCGCAGCAUCCCCACGGGGUUCACUGCUCCUCGUCCCCCUGAUCAGAGGCUCUUCUGGCAGAUGCUGGAAUCAAGUUUCUCCACGGCUGUGGUGAGCUACGCUCUGGCCGUGUCGGUGGCCAAAGUCUAUGCUGCCAAACAUGACUACAUCAUCGAUGGCAACCAGGAGCUGAUAGCAUUUGGCAUCAGCAAUAUCUUCAGCGGCUGCUUCUCCAGUUUUGUGGCCAGUACGGCCCUGUCUCGCACUGCAGUGCAGGAGAGCACUGGGGGAAAGAGCCAGGUUGCCAGUGUUGCUGGCAUGAUCUCGGCUGUCGUGGUUAUGAUAGUGAUUUUGGCACUCGGUCACCUCUUGGAACCUCUGCAGAAGUCGGUUCUGGCUGCCAUCGUCAUCGCUAACCUCAAAGGAAUGUUCAAGCAGGUUCUGGACGUUCCGGUUCUGUGGCGGCAGAACAGAGCCGACUGUCUGAUCUGGAUUGCUACCUGCCUGGCCUCUGUUGCUUUGGGGCUCGAUGUUGGUCUGCUGACUGGCCUGGUCUUUGAGAUGGGCACCGUUGUCGUCAGGACUCAGUUCCCCACGUGUUCAACUCUUGGGAGUGUUCGUGGUACCGACAUCUACAGAAACAUGAAGGACUACAAGAGUGUUGUGGAGGUGGCUGGAGUGAAGAUCUUUAAGUGCAAUGCGCCCAUCUACUUUGCCAACAUCGACUACUUUAAAGAGCAGCUCAGAACAGCGGUUGGCUUUGACGCUGUCCGUGUGUUCAAGAAGAGGAACAAGGCACUGUACAAGAUCCAAAAACUGAUUAAGAAGGGCCAGCUGAAGCCCACUGAGAAUGGGGUCAUAUCUGUGAACACACUAGGCCAGGACAACCAGGGCUUUGAGGGUGAGCCAGUGACAGCACCCCAACACGGAGAAGUGGAAGAGGGUUUCCGUGUGGACUGGGCCUCGGAGCUACCAGUGCCAGUGACGGUGCCUAGGGUCCACAUCCACAGCCUGGUGCUCGACUUCUCUGCCGUCUCCUUUCUGGAUGUGGUGGCUGUCAAGGCCCUCAGAAUGGUAAUUAAAGAGUUCAUUAGGAUCAAAGUCAAUGUCUUCAUUGCAGGCUGUGACGAUGAAAUGGUCCGGAAUUUGGACUCGCUGGCCUUCUUUGAUGAGGUGGUGACAAGAGACCUCCUCUUCCUGUCCAUUCAUGAUGCAGUCCUCUUCAUCAGACUACGAAGGCUAAGUCAUGGUCUGCAGAAUCCCAUUCUGGAGAAGAACUAUAAAGAAAUUGACUAUUUCACCAAAGCAGAGGACCUGACUGAGACCUAUGAUGCCCAGAACAGAGUAAUCUACGGGCUGUCCUAGUGAGGACUAGAUGGACAAGACAUUCUUUGGAACAGCGCCGCAGUCUGUGCAUUGUCCUUUUUGAUAACUACAGACACCUUUCUCAUCUUAAAUGUCCCAUCUGGAAAAAGUGUGUCCUACUGAUCCGGAGAGGAAAGGGCAGGAACAUAGAAGCCUGCUCUUUCGCCCAGGAUGAUGGGAAGUUCUCAAAAGCCAAGUGUGAACUCUGAAACUGCAGUUCAUUGAAGUAAAAAAGCAGUGGAUGUGUCUUUUAGACAGAUGAGCUGUUAACAAGAAGCACUUUAGACUGUCUGUAUAAACAGCCCAUUUCCUACAGCAAGGUCUUUCUCUUGCUCUGUUUUAAGCCUGUACAGAGAAGUGUAAAAAGACUUUCUGAUUUGCGAAAAAUUGGCAAAUCUAGUCCAGAUAUUAGCCCAAAGAAGGGCAUUUUCUGCCGAGGGGUGAUUUGGUGACAGUGAGGGAGAGUUUAUCCUGUUUACAUGCAGGUCCACAUUUCAUGCCCUUGCAAAAUGUCUAGCAGAACUACGUCCUCUUUUCUGUAACAAUUUCUCUUAAACGGUCCUACCAAAGCAGCCUCUGUUUCUGUCCUGGGAUCCCCUGGAAUCUGCAGGAUUUCCACAAUAUACAGUAACACACUUCGUGCACCACUGACUUCUGUGGGAAACAUGCUGGCAAGAAGUUGAGCCUAAUACCACAGAAGUCUCAUUGGAUUGCGUUUGGGAUCUGUAAACACUGUCACAUUCCUUUAGAUGCAGAAACUUCCACUUCACAGUUUGUCUGUUUCUUAAGGUCAUGAGAUAACUGCUUUUGUCCAGUCAGAUAACACUGAAUGUGAGAUCACGUGGGAAGAUAUUAAGCUGUUAAAUAAUGUAAUAUAAUGGACAGUGUAUGAUGUAAGGAUGUGCAGAGAUGGUUUGUCUAAUGGCAAAGGCAUUAUGUCUGAAAUUUGCCUGAUUUUUGUAUUUUCAACCUAGCUGUAGUGAAUCACUCAUUAAAAGGCCGGUAGUAUGAA